Messenger RNA from Solanum dulcamara, 3169 nucleotides. RefSeq names its product nitrate reductase [NADH]. NCBI's taxonomy places the organism in Eukaryota, Viridiplantae, Streptophyta, Magnoliopsida, Solanales, Solanaceae. The coding region runs from base 133 to 2868 and encodes 911 amino acids. Gene Ontology annotation, molecular function: molybdopterin cofactor binding; heme binding; nitrate reductase (NADPH) activity. Gene Ontology annotation, biological process: nitrate assimilation; nitric oxide biosynthetic process. The record is from RefSeq and is a predicted model, not a curated record. The transcript has 4 exons.
CAAAAUUCGUUCCCAAACCAAAUAAGAAACAACCAAAUCUAAUCUUAAUAGAGAGAAGAAAAAAGAAAUCUCUCUUCUAUCUCUUUUUUGUUUUUUUCUUUUCCAAAUUACUCCAUUGUUUGUUAUUAGUCAAUGGCAGCAUCUGUUGAAAACAGGCAGUUCAGUCACCUUGAACCUGGUUUAUCAGGCGUUGGCCGUACUAAUUUCAAGCCACGGUCUGAUUCCCCGGUUCGUGGUUGCAACUUUCCAUCAUCCAACCACGAACUCCCUUUCCAAAAGAAACAAAAUCCCCCCAUUUACCUUGAUUACUCGUCUAGUGAAGAUGAGGAUGAUGAUGACGAAAAAAAUGAAUACCUUCAAAUGAUCAAAAAAGGAAAAACAGAAUUAGAACCAUCCAUUCACGACACUAGAGAUGAAGGAACCGCUGAUAAUUGGAUCGAAAGAAACUUUUCCUUGAUUCGUCUCACUGGCAAACAUCCAUUUAACUCUGAACCGCCUUUGGCUCGCCUUAUGCAUCACGGUUUUAUCACCCCGGUUCCACUCCAUUACGUUCGCAACCACGGACCGGUUCCUAAGGCCUCGUGGGCUGACUGGACCGUGGAAGUCACGGGCUUAGUGAAACGCCCAAUGAAGUUCACAAUGGACCAGUUGGUUAACGAAUUCCCAUCACGAGAAUUGCCUGUUACGCUUGUAUGCGCUGGCAAUCGAAGGAAAGAACAGAACAUGGUUAAGCAAACAAUUGGUUUCAACUGGGGUGCCGCGGCUGUUUCAACUACUGUAUGGCGCGGAAUACCCCUCCGCGCCUUGUUGAAACGGUGCGGUGUUCAGAGUAAGAAAAAAGGAGCGCUUAACAUUUGUUUCGAAGGUUCGGAUAUGUUGCCAGGAGGUGGAGGUUCAAAGUACGGUACGAGUAUUAAGAAGGAAUUUGCUAUGGAUCCGUCUAGAGAUAUUAUUGUAGCUUACAUGCAGAAUGGAGAAAUGUUGACUCCGGACCAUGGGUUUCCUGUAAGGAUGAUAAUUCCAGGAUUCAUUGGUGGAAGAAUGGUGAAAUGGUUAAAGAGGAUUGUGGUCACUACACAAGAAUCGGAGAGCUAUUAUCAUUACAAGGAUAAUAGAGUUCUCCCUCCGCACGUUGAUGCUGAACUGGCAAACUCUGAAGCAUGGUGGUACAAGCCAGAGUACAUCAUCAAUGAGCUCAACAUAAACUCUGUAAUUACGACGCCAUGCCAUGAAGAAAUUUUGCCUAUCAACGCGUGGACUACUCAGCGACCUUACACGUUGAGGGGCUAUGCUUAUUCUGGUGGAGGUAAAAAAGUAACUCGGGUAGAAGUGACCUUGGAUGGAGGAGAGACAUGGAGUGUAUGCACACUAGAUCACCCAGAGAAGCCAACAAAGUAUGGCAAGUACUGGUGUUGGUGCUUUUGGUCACUCGAGGUUGAGGUGCUCGACUUGCUCAGUGCCAAGGAAAUUGCUGUACGAGCUAUCGACGAGACCCUCAAUACUCAACCCGAGAAGCUCAUUUGGAACGUCAUGGGAAUGAUGAACAAUUGCUGGUUCCGAGUGAAGAUGAAUGUGUGCAAGCCUCACAAGGGAGAGAUUGGUAUAGUGUUUGAGCACCCAACACAACCUGGAAACCAAUCGGGUGGAUGGAUGGCGAAGGAGAGGCACUUGGAGAUAUCAGCAGAGGCUCCUCCAACACUAAAGAAGAGUAUCUCAACACCAUUCAUGAACACAGCUUCAAAGAUGUAUUCUAUGUCCGAGGUGAGGAAGCACAACUCUUCCGACUCUGCUUGGAUCAUAGUUCAUGGCCAUAUCUACGAUGCCACACGUUUCUUGAAAGACCAUCCUGGUGGUGUUGACAGCAUCCUCAUCAAUGCUGGCACUGAUUGCACUGAGGAAUUUGAUGCAAUUCAUUCUGAUAAGGCUAAGAAGCUUUUGGAGGACUUUAGGAUUGGUGAACUCAUAACUACUGGCUACACUUCUGAUUCCUCUCCGAAUAGUUCUGUCCACGGAUCCUCUUCCAUCAGUAGUUUCCUAGCACCUAUUAAGGAACUUGUUCAAGCACCAACAAGGAGUGUAGCUCUCAUUCCAAGGGAGAAAAUCCCUUGCAAACUCGUCGACAAGCAAUCCAUCUCCCCUGAUGUUAGGAAAUUCAAAUUUGCAUUACCCUCUGAGGAUCAAGUCUUAGGCUUGCCUGUUGGCAAACACAUAUUCCUCUGUGCCACAAUUGAUGACAAGCUCUGUAUGCGUGCCUACACGCCUACUAGCACAGUCGAUGAGGUGGGGUUCUUCGAGUUGGUUGUGAAAAUAUACUUCAAAGGAAUUCACCCAAAAUUCCCUAAUGGAGGACAAAUGUCACAGUAUCUUGAUUCCCUCCCAAUAGGAGCGUUUCUCGACGUGAAAGGUCCAUUAGGUCACAUUGAAUACCAAGGAAAAGGUAAUUUCUUAGUCAAUGGCAAACAAAAGUUUGCCAAGAAGUUGGCCAUGAUAGCUGGUGGUACAGGUAUAACUCCAGUGUAUCAAGUGAUGCAGGCAAUCCUUAAAGAUCCAGAAGACGACACGGAAAUGUACGUGGUGUAUGCCAAUAGAACAGAGGAUGACAUAUUACUCAAGGAGGAACUUGAUGCAUGGGCAGAGCAAAUACCAGAAAGAGUUAAAGUUUGGUAUGUUGUUCAAGAAUCAAUCAAAGAAGGAUGGAAGUACAGCACUGGCUUUGUUACAGAAGCAAUUCUGAGAGAACAUAUACCUGAACCAUCUCAUACAACACUGGCAUUGGCUUGUGGACCACCUCCUAUGAUUCAAUUUGCUAUUAAUCCAAACUUGGAGAAGAUGGGAUAUGACAUUAAGGAUUCCUUAUUGGUCUUCUAAUUUCGAUGAUGAAUGAUAAGACAACAAUAUCUCUCUGCAGUAAUAAAUUCUUUUUUGUUUUCAGUUGUACAUAUUAUUGUAUUUCGUUUAUCAACCCCAUUUUCUUUUUCAACUUUAGGUAUAAAAGUUUUCUAGCUCUUCCUACAAAGUUAAUUCUUUAGGGAAGAAAUGUUGUAUUCUCUACUAGUACAUGUAUGAUGUUAAAAGGUUGUAAUAUUAAUCAUGACAGAAUGGAUGUAUUCAUCAUGGGAUUAUAGUAACGUUAUGGACACGAGUCUUCUUGUAAGAGAUUUUUACCAAA